AUGUUGGAAAAGAGGGAACUUCUUGAUCUCUAUUCUUUUCCGGUUGAUGUGGAAAAGAUUUUGAAGAUUAAACUUCGCCUUUUUCCUAGUAGUGAUAAGUUGGUGUGGGUAGCAGCAAGGAAUGGAGAUGCAUUAAGGCGUCGAUCGUGCAACAUUGAUUCACUAUGCAUUGGUUGUGGAGGUGAGGAAACCAUUUUCCAUAUUCUUGUUGGGUGUAGUUUUGCGAAGGCAAUUUGGUUUGGAAGUGGUUUGGGAUAUAUUUCCCCUUCAUCUGGAGAUCAUUAUAAAUCUGGUUUUUUGUCAAAUUGGAGUUCCUUUUCUACUCUAGGCAAGGAGCGAAGGCACCAACUCACUUCUCUUUGCUCUUUUUUACUAUGGUGUUUAUGGAUUGCUCGAUGUGAUAAUAUUUUUGGGAGGAAAGAUUGGCGGCCUAAGGAGGUAAUUCGUGUGGCAACUAAUGCUCAUCCGGAAUUCCUAAAUGGUAAUAUGCUACCAACUUCCACUUCAAAUUCUGUUUUGGAUUAUAAUGCUCUUUCACAUGAUUCAAAAAAGACUCCACCACCUCAACGGUAUGUCAAGGUGAAUUGUGAUGCUAGCUUCUACCAAGGAACAACCAGCAGUGGUCUUGUAUUUAUAUUUAGGAAUUCUGCAGGGGCUUCUCUUCAUGCUGUUUCUAUACCAAGUUCGUUCACAUCAGUACUUGUUGGUGAAGCUGUGUCUAUUCGUUCGGCCUUGUUAGAAGGUAUUUCUGAAGGAUAUGAGCUUUUGCUGGUGGAGACGGAUCAUAGAGAUUUGGUGUCUUAUCUUCAACGUGGGUUAUUUAGCCCAUCAUUAGAAGUAAAACCUCUAGUGAUUGAUAGUCCUAUUUUACUUCUUGUUUAUUUUCAUACAUUCCAAGGGAGGUCAAUAGUGUUGCUAACUCCCUGGCGAGGAAGGCGUUGUUGGUAA
Messenger RNA from Telopea speciosissima, 948 nucleotides. RefSeq lists its product as uncharacterized. The record is from RefSeq and is a predicted model, not a curated record. Lineage: Eukaryota; Viridiplantae; Streptophyta; Magnoliopsida; Proteales; Proteaceae. Gene Ontology annotation, molecular function: nucleic acid binding; RNA-DNA hybrid ribonuclease activity. Bases 1 to 948 code for a protein of 315 amino acids. The transcript is spliced from 2 exons.